Molecule: messenger RNA, 537 nt
Organism: Dichomitus squalens LYAD-421 SS1
Lineage: Eukaryota; Fungi; Basidiomycota; Agaricomycetes; Polyporales; Polyporaceae
Exons: 3
Coding region: 1-537 (178 amino acids)
Source: RefSeq, a predicted model, not a curated record
AUGGGGCAGCAGACGGACACAGCCGCUUUCUCCCAACACUUGAUAUACCCCGCCAGCGACCUUUUGGACAACCUCGCAGCUUACUAUCCUCCUUUCUCAUCUUCAUCCGCCCGCUCCAAAUCCCUCUUCUCCCCACAUCCUGUCAAUCCAUCCGUCUCUCUCUCUCCCCGCCCGCUUGCCCCGUCCUCCAAUAGCUGCUGCCCCUCCAUUUACAACCAUCCCUUAUGUUCUCGCACGAACUCCUCGACUUCGUGCCUACUCCUCACCCAGCCGACGCCCUCAGCACAGUCCACCCCCACGACGCUCACCUCGAUCCCCUCUUUGAUUCCUAUAUCGACUCGUCCUAUCUCGAUCAGUCCUUCUGCUCCGACUUCUCCUGCUGCGGACAGAUCCUCCCUGACCUCCACCGUCUUCUCGAGCACUUCGAGGAACAGCACGUCCUCCCCUUCCCUACCGACUCCCGUCCCCUCUACUCCAGCCCCGUAUACGCACAACCCCGGUCUGCCGCCUCCGCCCCUUACGCCUCCUACAUCCUAA